CCGAUAACAGGAUUGAAUAUGUUCGCUCGACGCAGCCUGGUUGCUCUAGGGCUCGUGGCCACGGCCACUGCUGCUCCCUGUGACAUCUACGCGGACGGCGACACCCCCUGUGUGGCCGCGCACAGCACCACUCGUGCCCUGUACGACUCCUUCUCUGGUGCUCUUUACCAGAUCAAGCGUGGCUCCGAUAGUGAGACCACCACCAUCUCGCCGCUGACUGCCGGCGGCGUCGCGGAUGCCUCAGCCCAAGACACCUUCUGUGCCAACACCACCUGCCUCAUCACCGAAAUCUAUGACCAGUCCGGCAACGGGAAUCACCUCACCCAGGCUCCCCCGGGUGGCUUUGAUGGCCCUGAUGUCGAUGGCUACGACAACCUGGCCAGCGCCAUUGGCGCCCCCGUCACGUUGAAUGGCCAAAAGGCGUACGGCGUGUUCGUCUCGCCCGGCACGGGCUACCGUAUCGACGACACCACCGGCGUCGCCACGGGUGAUGAGUCGGAGGGCAUGUACGCCGUCCUGGACGGGACUCAUUACAACGGCGAGUGCUGUUUCGACUACGGCAAUGCCGAGACCAGCAACACCGACACCGGUGCCGGCCACAUGGAGGCCAUCUACUAUGGCAACAGCACCAGCUGGGGCUAUGGUGCCGGUGCCGGCCCUUGGAUCAUGGUCGACAUGGAGAACAACCUGUUCUCUGGUGCCGACGAGGGCUACAACUCGGCCGACCCGACGCUCUCCUACCGGUUCGUCACGGCUGCCGUCAAGGGCGGCGCCGACAAGUGGUCCCUCCGCGGUGCCAACGCUGCCUCCGGCUCCCUUACGACCUACUACAGUGGCGCGCGCUACUCGGGCUACAACCCCAUGGAGAAGGAGGGUUCCAUCAUUCUGGGUAUCGGCGGGGACAACAGCAAUGGCGCCCAGGGUACCUUCUAUGAGGGCGUGAUGACCUCGGGCUACCCGUCCGAUGACACCGAAGCCUCGGUGCAGGCCAACAUCGUCGCCGCCGGAUACGCCGUCACGUCGCUGACCAGCGGACCCGAGCUCACCGUGGGAGACACCAUCUCCCUGCGUGUCACCACCCCGGGCUACACCACCCGCUACAUUGCCCACACCGACACGACCGUCAACACCCAGGUCGUUUCUUCCUCCAGCAGCACUGACCUCCAGGAGCAGGCCAGCUGGAAGGUGGUCACCGGCCUGGGCUACAGCGGCUGCUUCUCUUUCGAAUCCGUCGAUACCCCGGGUAGCUACAUCCGUCACUAUAACUUUGCGCUCCUGCUCAAUGCCAACGACGGCACCAAGCAGUUCCACGAGGAUGCUACGUUCUGCCCCCAGGCGGCUCUCAACGGCGAGGGUACGUCGCUGCGUUCGUGGAGCUACCCUACCCGCUACUUCCGUCACUACGAUGAUGUGCUCUAUGCUGCCAGCAACGGAGGCGUUCAGACGUUUGAUGCGACUGCUUCGUUCAACAAUGACGUGAGCUUUGAGAUUUACACUGGAUUUGCUUGAGUGCUGUGAUG
Molecule: messenger RNA, 1520 nt
Organism: Aspergillus ibericus CBS 121593
Lineage: Eukaryota; Fungi; Ascomycota; Eurotiomycetes; Eurotiales; Aspergillaceae
Product: alpha-L-arabinofuranosidase B
Exons: 1
Coding region: 19-1509 (496 amino acids)
Biological process (GO): L-arabinose metabolic process; pectin catabolic process; arabinan metabolic process
Molecular function (GO): alpha-L-arabinofuranosidase activity
Source: RefSeq, a predicted model, not a curated record